Porites evermanni is the source of this 4008-nucleotide messenger RNA. The record is from the annotation of a GenBank genome assembly. Lineage: Eukaryota; Metazoa; Cnidaria; Anthozoa; Scleractinia; Poritidae.
AUGGAAAUACCAAACUAUGAUAGUGGUGACAAUCCAGAUAAAAAAUAUAAACAGUUAUUUCCUUACAUGCCAUCAGACACAUUUCGGAUGUUAAUCUGUGGAAACAGUGGAAGUGGUAAAACUAAUCUGUUGUAUCAUAUGAUAAUUAAACCACUACUGUAUUAUGAUGAGAUUUAUCUUUACGCGCGUAAUCUAGAACAGGAUAAGUAUCAAAAGCUAAUUCAAAAAAUGAGGGAGUUGAGUAGUAAACUAGGAUAUGAAAUACUUCAUAUGAGUAAUGAUGAAAUAACCCCAGUGUCAGAAAUGGAUUACGAAGACAAUCAAAAACUUGUGAUAUUCGAUGACUAUGUUUGUGAUAAAAACCAGAGACAACUGAUUGAUUAUUUUAUUCAAGGACGACAUAAGAAUUGUUCGGUGGUGUACCUCAGUCAGUCGUUUUAUAAAACACCAAAAGACAUUCGUCUGAAUUGUUCUCAUUACUGUUUAUAUGAAUUUCCAUCAUCGAGGGAAGCCAACAGAAUAUCAUCUGAGUUGGGAGUUAGUAAAGAAGAUUACCGCGCAGCAACUAAAAAACCGUAUUCAUUUCUAUACGUUGAUAAACCAAGAAAACGUAUUGCAAAAAACUUUACUGGUAAUCUAACCAAUAAUUAAAAUGGGAAUAUUUAACGAACAAUCUUUAGAUCAUCCCUUUGCUAGGGGAAUACAAGGUGCUCCAGGGGUUGGAUUUAAUCUCACUUCAAGUGGGGAUUAUGAUAUGAUAAAUAAAAAACUAAGAAAUGUUGGUGCACCUAGUGCUAAUACUGAUGCUGCUACAAAAAAGUAUGUUGAUGAUAAUUCCAGUGGAUCACCCCCAACAUCACGACUAACAGUUGAUUCAAACAUAAAUAUGAAUGAUAGAUACCGAAUUACAAACCUUAUCACACCACAGGAUUCUAAAGAUCCAGCAACAAAAUAUUACGUAGACAACACAUUUCUUGACAGAGAUGGAUCUUACCCAAUGGAAGGAAAUCUUAAUAUGGACAAUAAUCAAAUAUUAAAUCUGCCAGCUCCAGCAGGUCCUAAACAACCAACACCAUUAGCUUUUACAGAUUUGAAGUAUCUCCACGUUGGUGGAACAAAUAAAAUGACUAAUAAUCUAAACAUGGAUAAUAAGGGUAUAAUUCAUUUGAAACCACCAACAAACCCCACAGACGGCGCAACCAAAAAGUAUGUGGAUGACUCAAUACCUGAUACUAGUUCUUUUAUAAAAAAAGAUGGAAGUGUAUCAAUGACUAGUAACCUAAAUCUUGGAAACAAAAAAAUAGUUGGUCUCGCAACUCCAACAUCAAAUACAGAUGCGGCAACAAAAAAAUAUGUGGAUGAUAAUGCUGGAAGUCCAGAUUUAAGUGAUUACUUGGAAAAAGAUGGUACCGUCGCUAUGACUGGAGACUUAAAUCUUAACAACAAUAAAAUAGUUAACCUCAGUGACCCCACCACAGAUCAACAAGCUGCUAAUCGCGGAUGGGUUUGUAAACAAAUAGAAAGAUUUGAUCAUCAUUCUGGAGAUGGAACAAGUGGUGUAUUUACUAUAACAGAUCCAGCUGCGCCAACGACUUUGUAUCUACAAUAUAUCUCAGGUUCAUCAUUUGAUGAUUUUGUUUUUACAACAGCAGAACCUGGUCAACCUCUUGUAGGGUGGGCACCAACUGCUAACACAUACAUUAACAAAAUAGAAUUUCAAUUUGGUUCGCGAAAUAUAAACGUUGACUUUCUGUGGUUUAUUCCCAGAGAUAACUCUCAUUCCAAUUCUAACUUUUGGGUAAGUGGAAAUCGAACUGGCACUUGGUCAUUAAAUAUUUAUAAGUCUUGGAAUUAUAAUAUGUCAGGAGUAAAACUAAGAACCCAUAACAAUUCAAAUCACACAGCUAUCACUUGUCAGCUAUUCACUGAUCUACCAAAAGCAAUAACCAAACCACUUAAGAGAAUAGAAAUCAACACACCUAAAAUUGUAAUAAGUGGGGUUGUAAAAGCUGAUGUCAACCUUGGUGGUAAUAAAAUAGAGAAUCUGGGUGUACCAACCCAAGACAAUGAAGCAGUAACCAAAGGUUAUGUCGACAAACUAGUUCAUCUUACUGCAGUUCAACCAAGUCAUUAUAAAGAUGAGUUUAGUUAUCUCAUGUCAAGUGGGGCUCAAUGGACUGAUGAAAUAGAUGGAGGAGUUAGUUUUAUUAUAAAUAAGAUAGGAGAGUUAUCUCCUUUUAAAGGCAAUUUUCAUGACUAUAACCACAAAGUAAUUUUCAUGACUAUAAUCAAAAAUUCUCAAGGUAAAUAUAUUUAUAAGGUGGGAAUUAAUUUUUUCAGACUAGCUGCAAAUACUGAUUACACGUUGUGUUUGGAAAUACUCAACACUGAUUAUAAUCUUUGGAAUAAUACUCAAAUAAGUGCUGACAAAGGAACUUCAACAGGAUUAUCAAUUGGAAAUUUAGGUGUAAAAAAACUAUCCCAUAAGUAUACUGUUCCAAAAGGGCAAACACAAACUAUGUACUACCAUAGAAUAAUAGUUAAUUUCCGGAAGUUGUCAUCUGGGAAUAAGUUCUUUCUUCACAUUUUGGUUGAUAUUCUUCGGGGUGGAUAUAACCUGGCUUUGUAUCCGAGACAGUUUUCAGGAGUUUAUAUUAUUGCUUAUGGUAUUGAGGGUAUAUUUAGCAAUAUCGAUCCAGAUAAAGUUUACGACUAUCACACCGCAUUUGAUAUCUACCCAGGAUAUGUGAUGUACAAUGUUCCCCCCAUCAUAAAUAGUAAAAAAUUAGCACAUAUCAGUCUUGGCAGUAUAAGUGAUGAUAACUUUGCAACAAUUAAAUCAGUAAAAGAGUUAAUUCCUUUACUAGAAAAAAAAAAUUUGUAUGAAAAAUACUUUAGUGAAUUCGAUGACUUUGCUGAUGCGGAUAGUUACGGAAUAAAUAUAGGCUCAUCUGGAGUUAUUAUUAAUUCUUUAAAACCUAAUAUUACACUACCACCAAAUAAAGACCUAAGUGAAAUAGCAGAAAAAGGAUUACAUAUUAAUGGUUAUGAUAUUACUUUUUCUCCUUCACAUUCUUCGAAAUCUACUUUAUGUAUUGUUUUUAGUUAUUGGAGAAAUAGGAGUUUUACCCUAACUAAAUAUUUAUCAACAAACAAUAAUAUUUUAGUAAAAUUGGAUUAUAAUAAAUCAAACAAUAAAGUAACUUUAACUGUCAACAAAACAACUCAAAAAUUUACAAUGCUAAGUAGUUUUAAUGGAAAAAUAAUUGUUGUAUGGCUAGCAGAAAAUUUUAGAGCAAAUGUUACAAAAGUUUCAAUAAGUAACUACAGCUCAACAUUAACUAUACCAGCUGUUCAAUACAAUGCAACGUUGGAAGUUUACAACUGAAGAUGGAGUGUUAAUUAGAUUAAUGUACUCUCCAAACUUUUACGACACCGACUCUGAGCAAUUUCACAAAGUAAUGCUUCAAGAAAAGUUAAGUGGAUCUUAUAUAAUGUAGAAUUAUAUAGAUAAAAGAAUAAAUGAAGGAUAUCUUUGAAUUUAAUCACAUAGAUAAAUCUCUGUCAGAAUCAGACGUCACAACUCUCAAAGACUUUUACAAACAUUAUCAUAAGAAAUACUGGUGUUACAAAAAGUGUUAUAAGAGUUACAAAUUUCUUGAUGAUGUAUUUUCUAUCUCUGGAAUUUGCCUGGUUGCAAUAGGAACUAUUACUGGUGGGAUUACACUAAACCCCAUUGUUCUAGGAGUUGUAAAUGGUGCUGGGGUUAUCGUAGCGGGAAUUGGAAAGAAAAAAAAUUAUAAGAGAAAAAUUGAAAUGUCAAGAAUUGCAUUUACUACUUAUGAAAAAGUAUUAGUUGAACUCCGUGCAGCUCUUCGGGGAGAUGAGUGGAACAAACAAGAGUUUGUUGAUCGUAUGAAACUAAUAGAUGAAAUGAUAAUUGAUCAGUCUCCUAUAGCAGAUAGAUUUGCUAGUAGGUAUAAUGAAAAAUUUAAUGUAAAGGUUUAA